CGCUGCACCUGUCAGGUGAGGGGGAGGAGAGGUUUGGCUGCCAGAUUCAACUGGAAAGGAACCAGUCCCAGUCCAGCCGCAACCUGGGAGUGGGAAGCUGGAGGCAGCCCAGACCUCCUGGAGCCCUGCAGUCCUGGGGCAGAGACAGAAUCAGGACACAGCUCGAGGUCAGGGCCAGAGGCUGGAGGUGAGGGCCUAGAGUGAGAGGGGACAAGGCAAUGGGGGAAGAGGAAGAGAGGCAGGAUUAGAGAGAGGAGCCAGGCCAGGAAGAGGAGAGCUGGGAGAGACCCAAAGAGAAACAGAAGGCAGAUAGAGAGGGAGUGAGACGCAGGAGCUGAGACACAGAUCCUGGAGGAAGAAGACCAAAGGAAGAGGGCAGAGACAGAAAGGGAGGUGCUAGGACAAAACCCAAAAGGUGGCCCUAUCAGGGAAGCAGAGGAGAGGCCGUUCUAGGGAAGCCCAGCUCCGGCGCUUUGGGCCGCAACUCCCGCAGGUCUGCUGGCUCCAGGAAAGGUGGAGGAGGGAGGGAGGAGUAGGAGAAUGUGGGCGCAGGGUGGGACACGGGCAUGGCCAGGGGCAGCCUCACUCGGGUUCCAGGGGUGAUGGGAGAGGGCACUCAGGACCCAGAGCUCAUUCUUGACCCUGGCCCUUGCUCUCCCCAAUCCACUCCGGGGCUCAUGAAGGGGAGCAAGCUGGAGGAGCAGGACCCUAGACCUCUGCAGCCCACACCAGGGGUCAUGGAGGGGAACAAGCUGGAGGAGCAGGACUCUAGCCCUCCACAGCCCACCCCAGGGCUCAUGAAGGGGGACAAGCGUGAGGAGCAGGGGCUGGGCCCCGAACCUGCGGCGCCCCAGCAGCCCACGGCGGAGGAGGAGGCCCUGAUCGAGUUCCACCGCUCCUACCGAGAGCUCUUCGAGUUCUUCUGCAACAACACCACCAUCCACGGCGCCAUCCGCCUGGUGUGCUCCCAGCACAACCGCAUGAAGACGGCCUUCUGGGCAGUGCUGUGGCUCUGCACCUUUGGCAUGAUGUACUGGCAAUUCGGCCUGCUAUUCGGAGAGUACUUCAGCUACCCCGUCAGCCUCAACAUCAACCUCAACUCAGACAAGCUCGUCUUCCCCGCGGUGACCAUCUGCACCCUCAAUCCCUACAGGUAUCCGGAAAUUAAAGAGGAGCUGGAGGAGCUGGACCGCAUCACAGAGCAGACGCUCUUUGACCUGUACAAAUACAGCUCCUUCACCACUCUCGUGGCCGGCUCCCGCGGCCGUCGCGACCUGCGGAGGACUCUGCCGCACCCCUUGCAGCGCCUGAGGGUCCCGCCCCCGCCUUGCGGGGCCCGUCGAGCCCGUAGCGUGGCCUCCAGCGUGCGGGACAACAACCCCCAAGUGGACUGGAAGGACUGGAAGAUCGGCUUCCAGCUGUGCAACCAGAACAAAUCGGACUGCUUCUACCAGACAUACUCAUCAGGGGUGGAUGCGGUGAGGGAGUGGUACCGCUUCCACUACAUCAACAUCCUGUCGAGGCUGCCAGAGACUCUGCCAUCCCUGGAGGAGGACACGCUGGGCAACUUCAUCUUCGCCUGCCGCUUCAACCAGGUCUCCUGCAACCAGGCGAAUUACUCUCACUUCCACCACCCGAUGUAUGGAAACUGCUAUACUUUCAAUGACAAGAACAACUCCAACCUCUGGAUGUCUUCCAUGCCUGGAAUCAACAAUGGUCUGUCCCUGAUGCUGCGCACAGAGCAGAAUGACUUCAUUCCCCUGCUGUCCACAGUGACUGGGGCCCGUGUAAUGGUGCACGGGCAGGAUGAACCUGCCUUUAUGGAUGAUGGUGGCUUUAACUUGCGGCCUGGCGUGGAGACCUCCAUCAGCAUGAGGAAGGAAGCCCUGGACAGACUUGGGGGUGAUUAUGGCGACUGCACCAAGAAUGGCAGUGAUGUCCCUGUCAAGAACCUUUACCCUUCAAAGUACACACAGCAGGUGUGUAUUCACUCCUGCUUCCAGGAGAGCAUGAUCAAGGAGUGUGGCUGUGCCUACAUCUUCUAUCCGCGGCCCCAGAACGUGGAGUACUGUGACUACAGAAAGCACAGUUCGUGGGGCUAUUGCUACUAUAAGCUCCAGGUUGACUUCUCCUCAGACCACCUGGGCUGUUUCACCAAGUGCCGGAAGCCAUGCAGCGUGACCAGCUACCAGCUCUCUGCUGGUUACUCACGAUGGCCCUCGGUGACAUCCCAGGAAUGGGUCUUCCAGAUGCUAUCGCGGCAGAACAAUUACACCGUCAACAACAAGAGAAAUGGAGUAGCCAAAGUCAACAUCUUCUUCAAGGAGCUGAACUACAAAACCAAUUCUGAGUCUCCCUCUGUCACGCUGCCCCUGACUGUGGGCCAGUUAUCAGUUUUCUCUGGGUGACACUGGCCAGGAGCAGAGACAAAGAGCCCAGGGGGCUGCUGAGAGGCUGAGAGGACUCGGGGGUCCUUGGGGAUGAAGGAAGACAGCUUGGUGAGGAGGGAUGGGGGCUCCUCUGCCAGAGUCCAUCCAGAAUCCUCUGUUCCAUUGUCAGUGUACCUCUCCUCUCACAGAUGGUCACCCUCCUGUCCAACUUGGGCAGCCAGUGGAGCCUGUGGUUCGGCUCCUCGGUGUUGUCUGUGGUGGAGAUGGCCGAGCUCAUCUUUGACCUGCUGGUCAUCACGUUCCUCAUGCUGCUUCGAAGGUUCCGAAGCCGAUACUGGUCUCCAGGCCGAGGGGGCAGGGGUGCUCAGGAGGUAGCCUCCACCCUGGCAUCCUCCCCUCCUUCCCACUUCUGCCCCCACCCCACCUCUCUGUCCUUGUCCCAGCCAGGGCCUGCUCCCUCCCCAGCCUUGACAGCCCCUCCCCCUGCCUAUGCCACCCUGGGCCCCCGCCCAUCUCCAGGGGGCUCCACAGGGGCCAGUUCCUCCGCCUCUCCUCUGGGGGGGCCCUGAGAGGGAAGAAGAGGUUCCUCACACCAAGGCAGAUACUCCUCUGGUGGGAGGGUGCUGGCCCUGGCAAGAUUGAAGGAUGUGCAGGGCUUCCUCUCAGAGCCGCCCAAACUGCCUUUGAUGUGUGGAGGGGAAGCAAGAUGGGUAAGGGGCUCAGGAAGUUGCUCCAAGAACAGUGGCUGAUGAAGCUGCCCAGAAGCGCCUUGGUUCCAGCUCUGUACCCCUUGGUACUGCCUCUGAACACUCUGGUUUCCCCACACAACUGCAGCUAAGUCUCCUUUUCCCUUGGAUCAGCUAAGCGAAACUUGGAGCUUUGACAAGGAACUUUCCUAAGAAACGGCUGAUAACCAGGACAAAACGCAACCGAGGGUACACACAGGCAUGCACGGGUUUCCUGCCCAGCGACGGCUUAAGCCAGCCCCGAACUGGCCUGGCCACGCUGCUCUCCAGUAGCACAGAUGUCUGCUCCUCCUCUUGAACUUGGGUGGGAAACCCCACCCGAAAGCCCCCUUUGUUACUUAGGCAAUUCCCCUUCCCUGACUCCCGAGGGCUAGGGCUGGAGCAGACCCGUGUAAGUAAAGGCGGCCCCAGGGCUCCUCUAGCCUCAUACCCGUGCCCUCACAGAGCCAUGUCCGGCGCCUCUGCCCUGUGUCUUUCAUACCUCUACAUGUCUGCUCGAGAUAUUUCCUCAGCCUGAAAGUUUCCCCAACCAUCUGCCAGAGAACUCCUAUGCAUCCCUUAGAACCCUGCUCAGACACCAUUACUUUUGUGAAUGCUUCUGCCACAUCUUGUCUUCCCCAAAAUUGAUCGCUCCCCUUUCUCCUGGGCUCCUGUAGCACACUAUAACAUCUGCUGGAGUGUUGCUGUUGCACCAUACUUUCUUGUACCUUUGUGUCUCCCUCCCCAACUAGACUGUAAGGGCCUUGCGGUCAGGGACUGAAUCUUGCCCGUUUAUGUAUGCUCCAUGUCUAGCCCAUCAUCUUGCUUGGAGCAAGUAGGCAGGAGCUCAAUAAACGUUUGUUGCAUGAA
This is a messenger RNA of Pongo pygmaeus (Bornean orangutan), 3985 nucleotides long. It is a transcript of the gene SCNN1A, whose product is annotated as sodium channel epithelial 1 subunit alpha. Gene Ontology annotation, molecular function: ligand-gated sodium channel activity. The record is from RefSeq and is a predicted model, not a curated record. The transcript has 12 exons. Gene Ontology annotation, biological process: sodium ion transmembrane transport. NCBI's taxonomy places the organism in Eukaryota, Metazoa, Chordata, Mammalia, Primates, Hominidae. Gene Ontology annotation, cellular component: sodium channel complex; plasma membrane. The coding region runs from base 567 to 2408 and encodes 613 amino acids.